AUGCACCCGUUUUCUAUUCUUGCCCUUGCGAUCUUCGUAGCCGGCUACAUUACCGCGAGGUGGGAUCUGGUCACUCGACUUUAUGAUCUUGCAAUCUUCGCCUGGGAUCACGGAGUAGUCGCUCGCACUGCGAAAGGAUUUGCGAUUCUGUCACUUUUCUUCUUUCUGUUCAUCAUCCCAGUGGAAAGGCUUGCUUCGAGGGAGACGCAAUUGCACCCAAGGUCUGGGAGUGCUGGCAUAUCUGCUAGGGAACAGCUGCGACGACGAGGAUCCUUCUAG
Hyaloscypha bicolor E is the source of this 279-nucleotide messenger RNA. RefSeq lists its product as uncharacterized. The transcript is spliced from 3 exons. Lineage: Eukaryota; Fungi; Ascomycota; Leotiomycetes; Helotiales; Hyaloscyphaceae. The coding region runs from base 1 to 279 and encodes 92 amino acids. The record is from RefSeq and is a predicted model, not a curated record.